UAAUAUUUAACAGGACGUUUUUGGGUGAUGUAGCAGAGCCCCUCACAUAACAGUAUAGAAGUAUUAAUGAAAUAUAUUUAUCGUGUGCGGAUUCUUACGGCUGUUCCACAAUGACAAGGUGCCCUCUGCCGUGAUUGAUGGAUUACCUCAUUUGAAAUGCACAUUUGUGUUCGGUGGGUGGUUCUUCUGCUGUGCAGCACUCAAGUUUCCACUCUUUUAAAGCUGUCGCCUGUCAGCUUGACUGUCCUUAGAGGGGAUGAGGCCCGCUUCACCUGCAGUAUCCAGAGCGCAGGGUGGGCUCUUAUGCUGUGGGAGCUGAACAGCACAGUCGUGGUCACCAUUUCCAGAGUUCACGGCGUACUUUCCUCCCUCAUUCCCAAUGUGACGGCAGUGGAAAGUCAGAAUGGAGAUGGUUGGGUGUUGGUUCUUAAAAGUGUGGAGAGGCUCCAUGAGGGACAAGUGAGCUGUAACCUCGAGGGCAAUGACAAGAAAACAGCAAGCCUCAUUGUUCAAGAAAAAGGUACUGUGGAAAUCUUUGGAGGCAAUACAAUCACUUUAAAAGGCCAGUUGGUCCAAUUUCAGUGUGACGCUGUGGGAUGGCACCCUGAACCUUCUUUGCAUUGGGAAGUCAAUGGGAAAAAGUUGAGCCAGAGUGAAUACAACCUCAGCAGUGAAGAGACGGGAAAGAGCCUCUUCACUCUGAGCAGCAACCUCAACAUGACUGCGACAAAAACCUCACGUGUUGACUGUCUGGCCUCAGUGACCGCCCUCUCAACGCCACUGAUGAGCGGCAUCCGUCUGACAGUGGUUGCAGAGGUGGUGCAGGAUGAAAAUGACGACUGCACGGUCCCAUUGGCAGUAACUUCCUCCCUCACUGCUCUUCUUCUCCUCCUGCUCUGCAUCUGCAUUGUCUUCUGGUACAAAGAAAGGAGACAAGCAAAGAGAAACACACAAGAUGCGAUAAGGUGUGAGGGCAUGAACAAUGGACAAACUUUGCCUGUUGAGUCUACAGGUGGCAGGGUCAACUUGGGAUACAUGAGUGAGGAUGCAACAGAUGCAGUUUACAAAGAACUAAUCAAAGGAAUGCAUAGCAAGAUGGAUUUUGUCAGCAUUGAGAAGGUCCCUGAUGUUGUAACAUCUAGCAGCCUGUCUUUACAUAGUGACCAUCACAGCCAAGUCGACCUUUCGGAGGGCAACUCUAAGAACAUCCGGAGAGUUACGACAGUUUGAAUACAUUUAAUGUGGGCGAAAUAUAUUCUCACCAAACCUUUUGUAAAUUCACUUUCUCAGUGGAAAGGUAUUAAAAUACGGACGAACUUCUAAAGGCGAAAACAAUUUGUUUCAGUAUGCUGGUUGACAACCAUUUAGUAUAUUAUUCAGGACAAGGAAUAACAACAAAAAAACUGUUCUGUUCUUGCGAAUGGUUUAAGUACCAUUUGAAUUUGAGUAGAAAGUGCAGAAAUAAGUUAACCGUUGCUGUAAAAUAUAAAAACAAUCUCAUGUGAGAAUAAUGACAUCAGUGUUUCUGCUUGUGAGUCAAUUCUUAGUAAAUGCAGCUGAUUUUGCAGUGUUCAUUGCUUUAUUCUUGUUUCGUUGUUUUUACUGAUUUAGCCAGGACAAAAGUUUGUAUUAGAGUAGCAUUUUUGUUCAAAUUUUGAAUUGUACAACCAAAUGUUCAAGAGGAUAGACUGUAAAUGCUUGUAUUGCACAAAAAUCAUCCCAACAAUUUUAAUAGACAUUACAUAAAUUAUGUGCCAAUUGUCUCAAUGUAUUCUGAUAUUAGUGAGCAAAAACAAUAAACAUGUACCGUA
Molecule: messenger RNA, 1811 nt
Organism: Syngnathus acus (greater pipefish)
Lineage: Eukaryota; Metazoa; Chordata; Actinopteri; Syngnathiformes; Syngnathidae
Gene: igsf5b
Product: immunoglobulin superfamily, member 5b
Exons: 10
Coding region: 157-1230 (357 amino acids)
Biological process (GO): cell-cell adhesion
Source: RefSeq, a predicted model, not a curated record